This is a messenger RNA of Oncorhynchus mykiss (rainbow trout), 3083 nucleotides long. RefSeq names its product cyclin-dependent kinase 15. Gene Ontology annotation, biological process: protein phosphorylation. NCBI's taxonomy places the organism in Eukaryota, Metazoa, Chordata, Actinopteri, Salmoniformes, Salmonidae. The record is from RefSeq and is a predicted model, not a curated record. Gene Ontology annotation, cellular component: cytoplasm; cytosol; nucleus. Gene Ontology annotation, molecular function: ATP binding; cyclin binding; cyclin-dependent protein serine/threonine kinase activity.
UAACCAAUCAAGCGUUUCUCAAACUAAGUUAAGCAAUGUACCAUGGACCUACAUACCAAACUUGGUGUUCUUUGGACAUAUGGUUCGUGAGAAUAUGUUUUUCAGGUUUUCCAAAAUGUCCAAGAUGGAGGAAAAUCUAUCCUAAUGGACCUUACGGGUCCUUGAGGCAAGUUUGUUCAGCAUGAGGAAAGACCCCUGUAUUUCAAGUCUCGAGGUCAAACGGGUCGGCGAAUAUGAGGGUUUAAGUGCCAUUCUUUUUGACCAAGUUACUCACGGCCUCUAGUUUCUGUGUGCCGAAUUAGGUGUUGUUUUUUUUAACCAAUCUAUGCUUGAGUUAUUGGAAUGAAGAUGAUCAAAAGUGUGGCUCACUUCUGCCCACAGCACACACACACAUUAGUGACUCCCUGAACACAAUGUUCAAGCUCCAACCUUUCAAAACACACCAGCAGCCCCGGCUCUCUCCUCCACUGAGAGCUCAUUGGGCAGUGCCUCCUAUCUGACUCCGCUGAUUGGCUAUUGAAUGUUGUCUACCAGGCAGCAGAGGAACUGUCAGCAGGAGGGGACAGGGAGAAAGAAGGGAAAGAGAGAGAGGGAGGAUACAGUGCAAUAUUGUGAGAGGGAGAGAGCAAAACAGAGAGAGUAAUAGAGGAAGCAAGAGCACCUUCAGGCAAAAGGAGGAAGAAGAAAAAGGGAAAGUAGGAAAAUCCUGUCUGUGGUGCUAAAGCUGUUUACGUCCGAGGUUGCUGAAGACAAGGAGGGGCUGUGACUGAGAUGAGAGCGCUGCUGUAGCUGGGUCCAGUUCUAAGGAUGCCGGGGUGGAAGUGAGGUUCUAUAGCGGUUCCACAGCAGUUCCACAGUACCACCAGGCAGGAACCAACGCUGGGAUGCAGAACCUACGACAAGCAGCCACGGAGGCUUUCCAUCGCCUGGGUCUGAAGCAAAGACAGCUGGGAUAUGAGGAGUUGGAUGAGACAGACCCGUCCUACUCCAAGCCCCGGCCUCACUGGUUCCACACGAUGCAGGUCGGCAGGCUGGCGGUCCAGAGAGGACGCAGCAACAGUGACCCUAUGGGAGGGAAAAGUUUCGAUCAGGACUUCCAAUGGAAAACAGGCCUACAGUUUGGCACAGCUAACUCCUACCUGAACCUGGAGAAGAUAGGGGAGGGGACAUACGCUACAGUCUACAAGGGAAUCAGCCGGAUAAACGGGCACCUUGUGGCCUUGAAGGUGAUCCGUAUGAAGACGGAAGAAGGCGUACCAUUCACUGCCAUCCGAGAGGCCUCCCUCCUGAAAGGCCUGAAACACGCCAACAUUGUCCUGCUCCAUGACAUCAUCCACACCAAAGAGGCACUCACAUUUGUCUUUGAGUACGUACAAACAGACUUGGCUGAGUAUAUGACGCAGCACCCAGGGGGCCUGCAUUCCUACAAUGUCAGGAUCUUCAUGUUCCAGCUGCUGCGGGGUCUGUCCUACAUCCACGGUCGGAGGAUCCUGCAUCGGGACCUCAAACCCCAGAACUUGCUCAUCAGCUACCUGGGGGAGCUCAAACUGGCCGACUUCGGGCUGGCCCGGUCCAAGUCCAUCCCGUGCCAGACCUAUUCGUCUGAGGUGGUGACUCUGUGGUACCGACCUCCUGAUGUCCUCCUGGGUUCCACUGAUUACUCCACUGCUCUGGACAUCUGGGGAGCUGGAUGCAUCUUCAUUGAGAUGCUCCAGGGGACGCCAGCCUUUCCAGGGGUGGCAGACGUCUUUGAGCAGCUGCAGAACGUAUGGACUGUCGUAGGGGUCCCGACUGAGGAGACGUGGCCAGGAGUGAACGAGCUGCCCAACUUCAAACCAGAGUGGUUUCAACCGUGUGAGCCCCAGCAAUUCAGGAAUGUUUGGAAAAGACUGUCCAAGUUGCCCUAUAAGACGGAGGACCUGGCCCAGAAGAUUCUGAUCACCAUCCCACGAGACCGCAUCUCGGCCCAGGAUGCACUGCAGCACCCCUAUUUCAACACGCUACCGCCCCCCAUCAUGCAGCUACGAGACACUGUAUCAGUCUUCAAGGUCCCCGGAGUGAGGCUGGAGACAGAGGUGAAGGAUAUCUUCAGUCCCAGUCUAAGGAUCAGACCGUCCCAGCUGGUGCCCUUGGCUAAGUGCUGGUGAUAAUGGACCCCUAAACCACUGGGCUUGACCCCUGACCCCUAGCCCCUAACCCCAGGCCCAUAGCCCCAGGCCCCUAGCCCCAGGCCCCUAACCCCAGGCUCCUAGCCCCGCCUGCAGGCUAGACCCCCAUCUGAUCAAGAUGGAGAGGCAUGAGGCGUCUCACACACACACAACACUUAACUACACCACCAGCGUCCUCCACCAACCUCUGCUCUUGACUCCACCCAGCAUUCCUCAGUCACAGUUCCCAUGUUGUAAGAAGACAGGAGAGAAGAGGGAGGUUUUGAAUGGUACCUGGUAUAUCACAUAUUAGAUGAUGUCAGAAGUACGGUAUGCACUGUAUAUACUCUCUAUCUGAGACCCGGUGUCUGUUGUUGGUGGCAACGGAAAGCUAGGCAAUGUCUAAGAGAACUGACAGGAAGCUCAGAACUCCUUAACAUCUUCCUUCUGCGGAACCACCUCCUCCUGCGUCCUCCCUCUCCUUAUCAGAGCGUCUCCCUGGACUCACUAUGCUCUCUCUGCCUCCUUCUAAAUCUACACUGAGAUUCAAUGAUGACUAUGGGUUUGUUUUGCAGAUGAGCGUUUUAUUUUGUACUGCCAAAACAUGCAUAUAUUAUAUACCUCUUAUAUUAAUCAGGUCCUUGUGAACCAUGAUUGUUCUUUUGCACAGCAUGUGGGUGGGUAUCCCUGCAACAGAACGACUGUGACGGUUGUGUGUACACUGUAACUCAAGACGUAUUGUACCGUGAAACUUCCUCCUCAACACCCCACGCUAUGUAUUUUUCGGCAAUCUUGUGAUGUCCACUCUUCAAUUGUCCUACACUUGGGUGCAGCUUUGCCUUUAAAAUGUGUGUGUGUGUGUGUGUGUGUGUGUGUGUGUGUGUUUCGUGAGAAUGAGUGAAGGAGUGUGUGAGUCAAUAAAUGUUGCAGUAAUGA